ACACACUCACAAUGUGGUCGUAUAUAAUAAACUGAACGCAUCUAUACUGACCAUGUCUAUACCUCCAUAUCGCUGAUUAUAGGAUCAAUUCGAUUGUGUCGAUAAUUACUAUACAUAAGGCAAAUAAAGGUUCAACCACCAACAUAUUAGUUUGAUAUCUAGUUGAUAUCUCGUAAUCGGAAAUUCUCAAUUUGUGGAAUAACUAUGUGGAAUUUUACAAAGGAAUACCAUCUCUUUAUCGUGAUAUUAGUCAUUGUAUUAACAGGAGUCAUUCACGUGAACUGCGUGAGCAAAAACGAAAGUGCAGCCAAGAUGCUUUCUGAUCAGCUCAUGAGGAAUUACGGGUCACCUUCAAUCAGGCCAGUCAAGAAUAACGCAGAUACUGUGGCUGUUUCAUUCCGAGUUCUAAUCUCUCAGGUUAUUGCAUUCGAUGAAAGAAAACAGCAUGUUCAGAUUAACGGAUGGAGAAGAGAGGAUUGGCGUGAUGAGUUUCUACAAUGGGUCCCUGAUGAUUAUGAUGGUCUGGAAACGAUCACGUACAAUAAAGAUGCAAUCUGGAAACCUGAUAUCGCUCUCAUAGAAAAUGUUAACACGGACUACAUCAGCGAAUUCGACGCUGACGUCAUCCUGAGUUAUGACGGCAAUAUCACGUGGUUCACUCCCAUCAUCACCACCAGUGCUUGCAUGGUUGGGGUGCGAUACUUUCCUUUCGAUUUCCAGAAUUGCCAGAUGACCUACAUGUCAUGGGCUUAUGAUUCGAGUGGCAUUGAGCUUACCCUUCCAACCAACGAAGAUGCUAAUCAGGACAUAUUCCUUCAAAAUGGCGUCUGGUCGCUGCGUGGCGUGAGUGGCGAGGAAAGAAAUGUAACAUUCGCUUGCUGCGAGAUUCCUUAUUCUCAGAUCAUCUACAGUCUAACUCUUGAGAGAGCUUAUGGAUUCUAUGUCCUUAACAUCGUCCUCCCCAGUGGCUUGCUCGCCUUCGUUAACUGCCUUGUUUUUCUACUGCCCCCGGAGUCAGGGGAACGUCUCCAGUUUGCCGUUGCCAACCUUCUGGCCGCCAUUUUGUUUCAGCAACUCAUUGGUGGUAUCAUGCCGCCUCUUGGCGAUGAACUACCUCUUCUAGGAAUGUUCUUUGUUUACAUGAUCCUGACAAACUGCUUCGUUCUUGCCACGAGCAUUUUGAUUCUUCGGUUCUACCACCAGAAGGGGGAUAAGGUCGUCCCCGGGUUUCUGCGCAAAAUUUGCUUCCUGAAGAGGGCAAAAGAGAAGCUAUUGAAGCGCCAUUCUAAUUUAAAGAAUAGUGUCUUUUCCGUUCAGGAACCCCACCCUGACUUUUUGGGCGAGAUCAGGAUGGACUCUCAACAAACAUCGUCGUCAUCGAAGAACGGCGAGUCGCUCCGGCUGCAUUCCGAUUCCCGCAUUGCCGACGUCAACGACGUGCACUGUGAGCCAACCAACCAGGCAUCUGCUUGGCAGAGGAGAACCUCAAUCAGCACGUGUUCGAUGUUGGAACGGAACAAAAACGAUUGGCAGCAGGUUGCUCGUAUCUUAGACUAUUAUUUAUUUUUGUUCAUCGUCUUCAUCACAACUACUGUUGUCGUCGUCAUCGUCAUAUUGUUUUGUAUCCAAUGAUGAAACACAAAUUUGUUUAUUUAAUGUGGUUAUCCAGCCUACAUGCCUAUUAUGAUGUCAUUAACCUACGAGGGUCGUUAUUGUGUAAAAUAAUUAUGAAUAGUUUCAAGCCUGUCUGCAAGGGAAAAAUUGCCGUUGUAGCAGGAUACUUGUGUCAACACAUAAUCUUACUUUAUAGAAAGAAUUACCUCCGUAGAAAGUCUGAACUUUAAUGUUGCUAAAUUUGAUUAUGUUUCACCAGAAGUAGAUUUUGGAAGGUAUGCAUGAUAUGACAUUCGACUUGGAAUCUUAAAAGCAUCUUGGUAUGGCGGUUCUGACUCUCGACUAUAGUUAUCAAUAUGUCGCGUGAUUGUCGUAUCCCAACGCAGCCAAGCGUCCUUUGGCAAGGCGUUAGUCCACACUUUGCCAUUUUCCACCCAGGUGUUAAAUGAUUACCUAGUACGAUGCAAAAGCUUAUGCAGUACGCCUAGCAACUGAGUCUUGGACCUCUUGUUGGAAUGCUCCCCAAGAGUGGACUGAGUGAAUACAUUGUGUACGGUCACGCCAGGAUCCGAGUACAGGGGUAAUGAUAAUUAUAUAAAGCGCUUUGAGACGUCCUUCCGAUGUAAAAAGUACUAUAUGAAAGAAGAAUAUUAUCAUUAUUACAGAUGAAUAUAUUUACUCUGCUACAAGUACUUUAGGCUUGCUGCAUUCAAUGUUGUGUUAUUUAUGUCAUCACAGGGUGUUUUUUUAUAUCGAUGAAAUGGCUGCAUAGAAUAUGUAUCUAUAUCUAUAUGUGUAUUUAUAUUAUACAUACAAACUGUUUCCGAGAUUGUGACGUUAGUCUCUAAUACUGAACUGAUGUCAUCCUAAAGGUCCGUGUUUCAUAAGUUUUUCAUCAGCGAUGGAACGAAUUGUUCAUAAAACAAUGUAUGCAUGUUUUUUUUAAAUCGAUGUACAGUGUGGUAUUUGUCUAAUUGACGGGAAAUUAUACUAGGCAUGCUUGAGAGAGUGUGACAGAAACGCACGUAAAAUGCUUUGGCUUCACUUAUAGCAUGCUGUCGCCAAGCAUGAUUCACCUCGCUCAAUGUUAUUUAUAUACAUAAAAAUGGGAGAUGUGGAUUGAUUUAUCAUUUUUUGCGAUGAAUAAGGCCGAUUUGAACACAUUAUAAAACGCUAUUAAUUGGUAUUACAAUCAUAGGUAGUGCUACAGGAGGCGACCGGCCCUAUCAAAAAUAUGAAGGAGAUGAUAAAAAAGAGGUAGAAAGGCCAUACUAAGGCCUUUUACAUAAUAAUACAAAUUGCCUGUUACUUUGCGUGCAGCCCUUUUCUGCAAUCGUAAAAGUGUAUUCCUAUGAUGUAAAAAAAAGAAUAAUCAAAACUUGGUUGUGUAGUAUAUUUUAUUCAAAACAAUUUUCAUUAGUGUAUAUAUCUUAUAACUUUUAAGGUUUAAUAUAAGGUUUAAUUUAAUAUUUGAUAUAAACAUCACAGUAUAGAUUAUAAUCAUGGUGCCUAGGUAUCUUAUACUUUGUAUAUGUUAAUGAUUUCAUUAUUAAUAUGCACCUUCAAUUUCAGAUCAUUAUUUCUUACUUUUAUUGGUCAACAUCGUAACAUUACUUUUUUUCGCAUAAUUCCUUAAUCUGUUACAGUAAUACCAUUCAUAUAUAGAAUUCAAAUCUGCUUGAAGCUUGGAUGUUAUGACAUUGAUCAGACACAUAUAUAUUACAUGUACAAUUCUUUAAACAAUCUGUAAUAUCAUUUAUAUAAAAAAUAGAAAAAAACGAGGGACCUAACAUACUACCUCGACGAAUUCCUAUAGAUAUUUAUUUUGUUUUAGAUUGUUUACCUUGAGAAAACUGCUUGUUUUCUGUCUGAAAGAAAGCUUUUAAACCAUAGGAGCUCAGUGUCAAAAUGCCAGAAUUGUUCAUUUUAAACAGUAAUAGGUCGUUACAAUCAAGACAUUUAGAAUUAUCAAGAAAACUUUAUCUUUUUCCUUAAAAGAUUCGUACAAUCAUCAAUAAUUAUAUGUAAACAAGUAUAAGUUUAGUUAUUUGGCAAUAAGGCAUAUUGGUCAAUAUUAAUGAGAUCGUUUGUCUGUCAAUAAAAUAAGAAAUGGGAUUGAACUUCCUUUUCCACUAAUUUAACUGUCAAAAUAAAGUGAGUCAGAGUUUGGUGGUCGGUAUAAAUAUCCCAUUACAACUUUAUUUGACUUUAGUAGCCACAACAGUCUCAUAAAAAAUAAUGUAUAGAAUGGUGUACAUGUACAUAUAUGCAGACACCACCACCUCUUGUAUCUCUAUCCUUUCUUAUUAAAAGAUAAUUACAAAUGUUAAUAUCACCGUCAGUUAUAUCAUUCGACCAACCGCCCUUUCACACGGUAAAAAAAAUCGUAAUAUGAAUGAUGAUUCCAGUAAAAAUAAGGCUAAUGACGAAUAUUUAGCACGUGUGAAACCAAACUAAACGAUGAUUCACGAACGCUAAUCACGGUCAUGAUUACAAUGAUGAUUCAAGAUUCACGUGUGAAAAGGCCCUGUGAUUAGCGUUCGUGAUUCUUCUCAUGUUCUAGUUUGGUUUCACAUGUGCUAAAUAUUCGUCAUAAGCCUUAUUUUUCACUGGAAUCAUUCAACUUACGAUUUUUUUUUUUACCGUGUGAAAGGGCGGGUAGAAUAACAAGAUUGGUCUUUGAAAUUAAAAAAAGAAUUUCAUCAAUUUUCCCUAACAAACUAAGAACAUUAGUUUAGAUGGUCUAUUUUUAGUCCGUUAAGAGUGGGGAGCUUGUAAGCACAUUUAUCAUACUCAUUUCGCACCGAAGGUUGGUCAUUUCGUUUUUCAAUAUCAUUAGGUUGAAAGGCACGUUCUCCAUGGCCUGCUUCUUAAUAAUAGUGACACAUUUUUUUCUUUAUGUCCAAGCUGAGAGCAUUGUCGACAUUGGAGUUGGAAACUUGAAGUUGGAAACUGUUCCUACACUUAUGUUCACGAUGGUUGGGUUCGCCACAGUAUUGCAGCUCGCAGUUGCGUGAUUAUACUAAGUGGGCGUGGCAGCAACUACCGAAGCGGACGAUCUACGUUGAUUCCGACGAAACGAAGACGGGGGAAAUCCCUGAUUCGGAUAAGAGUGUGUAGAAGGUCUGAAGGAAAACUAGUUGAGGUUCGGUGGUUUACUAAAAUGCGAGGGGGUAGUUGAAAAGGUUGACAGGGAAACGGUUCUAGUUGUAGAUUCAGUGGAUAUAGAACAAAGGGGAUCGAACCACAAAGCUUGUGUUACAGGCGCGCCCCACAAUGCCCUGUAACUUGAAGUCCAUUUGAUAUACUAGUAUUCUUAGCGAUUUUAUCGCCGCGUCGUUCUUUUUCGUUAGAUUCGUUUGUUCAUUUUUCCGAAUAUGUUUUCCCCAUCUUCAUGAUUAUUAUAGGAUGACAAAGAUUAAGUGUGCUAGAAAGCAUGUAAUAAAAUCCAUACUUUUGUAUAAAAUGAUCUUUACGAAUAUAAGUAUGAAGAAAUAAGGUAUGUAAGCUGCCUGGAUACGAAUGGUUACAUUCAAAUGUAAUUUCAGUAUCGAGGAGACAGAAUGCAAAAUUCUUGAUAUAUCUGUAACGUCGCAAUCAACAGUUGAAAUAAAAUAUGUGAGUGUAAUAAUCUCUAUUUUUUACGGAUACUAUCAUUCAACAUAUUUUAAAUUGGCAAACUUAUUUAUAAAUCUGACAGAAACUGGUCUUCGAUAUUUCUUCUCUACUUCUUCUUCUUAACACAUACUCCUUGUGAAACGUUACAAAAUGUGCUGGUUAUUUUAAAGUAUAUUCUUUAUCUUUGACAUCCGUUUAGCAUUCAGCUACACAAAUAUCUCCCAUCUAACCCACCAGAAAAGGAAUCAAAAUCGAAAUAUUUAUUUGCUUCAUUUCAUGUUAUCUUCUUAACGAAUAUUGUAUAUUUGAUUAUUCAUGCUUGAUCAAUUUCCCCUUACAUGGCCUAUGCUCAGGAGUUUCUUGCAUUCGUUAAAUAUUCACUGUGAAUCUACGCAAUACUGUAUACCUACCAGUAUCCAGCGAAAUACAAUACAAAAUAGUGAAAUAUUGCAUGUGUGCUUGUCACUGGUUAUAAUAUUCGAAGGCCUCAUAGGUCAAGCCUGUAAGACAUAUAAGGAUCUCUUGACAUUACGACUGCUAUUCAUAACGGAUAAGUACCUAUAAAAUAUAAAAAAAAUGUGGGUCACUCUUUACAAAUUGACACGGAAUAUUGAUUAUUCGGUAUUUUGUUGUUGGUUUGGAAAUAUAUAUCUGAGCAUUCUGCUCCUAAGGCUUCCUCAUUAUCGUGUUACGCACUUGAGAUUAUUUGUUAAUCAUAUUUAUAUGUGAAGCAUGUGAAUGCUCUACAGCAUAAUUAUGUUACUAUAUUAAAGUUUGUUAAGGUCUCGGAUUUUGUGAAAAUAUAAACUUAAUGAAUACUGAUAUAAACUCA
Messenger RNA from Lytechinus pictus (painted urchin), 6064 nucleotides. RefSeq names its product neuronal acetylcholine receptor subunit alpha-9-like. Gene Ontology annotation, biological process: monoatomic ion transmembrane transport; nervous system process; signal transduction. NCBI's taxonomy places the organism in Eukaryota, Metazoa, Echinodermata, Echinoidea, Temnopleuroida, Toxopneustidae. Gene Ontology annotation, cellular component: neuron projection; plasma membrane; synapse. The record is from RefSeq and is a predicted model, not a curated record. Gene Ontology annotation, molecular function: transmembrane signaling receptor activity; excitatory extracellular ligand-gated monoatomic ion channel activity; transmitter-gated monoatomic ion channel activity involved in regulation of postsynaptic membrane potential. The transcript is spliced from 8 exons. Bases 205 to 1632 code for a protein of 475 amino acids.